This is a messenger RNA of Amoebophrya sp. A120, 390 nucleotides long. Lineage: Eukaryota; Dinophyceae; Syndiniales; Amoebophryaceae. The record is from the annotation of a GenBank genome assembly.
AUGGGCGACUCGGCAGCAGCAGAACGCAUUUUGACGAUGGAUGAAUUUGUGCAUGCAAAUUGCAGUCAAUUCAAGCAAGUUCCGCCCGAUAUUUUCAAGGACCAGAUGUCUCCGAGUGUCAUUGAAGCCGUGACGGAAGUGAUCGGUGCGCUUGGCGGCGAAAUUCCAACCGGCGCAGAAGGCAUCACGGAGAUUGAAGACCCGUACAAAAAAGUGCAGGCGCUGAACGCCUUCCUGUUUCAGUUGAUCUCGAAUAACAAGCCGGUUGUGACGGAAGAGGAAUACAAUGUGAAAAGGGAGCAGUUUCCCGAUAAACUGCCUCCGUUCGGUCAGUUGUAUGAGGCCGCGAGAAAUCCUGACCUGCCCAUCAGCAGCGAAGAGGACGACUAA